GAGACAGGAGAGAGAGAGAGAGAGAGAGAGAGAGAGAGAGAGAGUAAUCGGCGAGCGAGUGCUCUAGCAAACGGCUGCAGAAAUUUGUCUGAUGGCCAGCCCGGGGACCGCAAACGAGGAGUUGGCUAUGUCCAGUGGCACUGGUGGCGGAGGUGAGGGAUGCCGAGGCGACUCCGUCAGCUCCGGCGAUGGAGCUGCGUCAGAAACCAGCGGCGGCUUUUCCGUCGUGUGGAGGACUUCGGGGGAAGCAGAGGUGAAGAUGGUGCGUAUACUGAAGGAGGAAAUCUCUGAUGAGGAGAUGAUCAUCAAGGAUUUCGAGCAACUGCUUGAGCGAAAGACGGGACAACGAGUCCAAUCACUCUGGUUCCACGGUGUUCCCCUCGAGAGGGAUCGCGCGUCUUACAAGCUGUGUCAUCUCGUACCCCUCUUUGAAGCCACUCCAUUGCGAUUCGCUGUCAGUACGAUUCCGAAAAAUGACAGCUUGAGAUUGUUCGUGGAGCCCUCGAGGAAUGGGGUGUCUUGCGGCGAUACCCUGGAGUUGUUUCCUGUAAGCGACGAGACAAGCGUGGAGGGGGUCAAGCGGAUGAUUGAGUCCAAAGUGGGGUACGAUAAGGAAUCGCAAGUACUCUGUCUCCAUAAUGACGUGGAGCUGGAGGAUGGAACCCCUCUCUACUCUCUGGAUAUCGAAAGUGGAAGCACGUGGAAGCUGGAGUUAUUGCGGACAGAUGGGGAGGAGGCUUCCGACAUGUCGGCUCCCCCUCCCGCUCCCGCGGGCUUUUUCCGCUCGAGACGGCGAGCAUAUUCACCACUCCUUGGGGGUGGUGGCCUCGGAGCAUCUCGUGCGCGCAUGAGCGCUUGCGGAGCACCUCCGCCGCCGCGCAUGAGCCGUUGCGGAGCACCUCCGCCGCCGCGUAUGCCGCCUGCGCGCAUGAGCGGCAUGCCAUUGGGUGAAUCGUCUCUUUUCACUGAUGUUAGCGAUGACACAUCCAUGGUGCGGGAGUUGUUCUCGGACUCUGCUCCUGAUUGGAGAGUGUGCUCCAAAGGGCUGAACGUCGAAGGGAGCUGUUUAAAUUUUAGACAGAGCUGUCGGGUCACAUAUAACCCGGUGAUUUGUCCUGUCGGCUUCGGGCCGUUCAAUUUGAUGCUGGACAAAGCUCGGUGUCCUCUGUGCGACUCGGAGAUCACCCCCAUCACCUGCGGUUUCUAUGACUGCGAAUGGCGUUUCGAGGGCGUUAAGUCGACCGGCAAGGAGAGUGUCAGCAGCGAUUGGAAGCUUCUGGAGGGCGAGUGCUAUCACCUCUUCAGCGMCGAGCCAGGCGAGGCCAUCGAGUGGGAUGCCUUGGUCAUCACAACAAGGCCGACUCGGAGGUGGAAGAAGAAGACGGGAGGACAGAUAGACUGCGCGAUCUGCUUUGACAUGGUGGCAGGGUUGCCCGAGAGCACUAGUGUAGAGGCCCCCUGUCGUCACGAGUUUCACGAGGCGUGUUUAAAGAGCUGGCAGCUGCACUGCCGGCAGUUGAAUCGGGGAUCGUACUCGUGUCCUUUGUGUAGACAGGAGCAUCCUUUCGACCUGUGUUGAGGACUGUCUUCUUCUUCUUCUUCUUCUUCUUCUUCUUCUUUUUAUUCCUUUUGCUUGGUAGUACGCAGCAUCUAUGUCAUCCUCUCACUAGUCUAUAUAUGGUACGGGGGAAUACCAACCAACCCGGAUCUCUCCCCAGCCCGGGGCGUAGAUUUGCACCACAGCU
Chara braunii is the source of this 1745-nucleotide messenger RNA. The record is from the annotation of a GenBank genome assembly. Lineage: Eukaryota; Viridiplantae; Streptophyta; Charophyceae; Charales; Characeae.